This is a messenger RNA of Pleuronectes platessa (European plaice), 2832 nucleotides long. RefSeq names its product acyl-CoA dehydrogenase short chain (gene acads). The coding region runs from base 113 to 1330 and encodes 405 amino acids. Gene Ontology annotation, molecular function: flavin adenine dinucleotide binding. The transcript is spliced from 10 exons. Lineage: Eukaryota; Metazoa; Chordata; Actinopteri; Pleuronectiformes; Pleuronectidae. Gene Ontology annotation, biological process: fatty acid beta-oxidation using acyl-CoA dehydrogenase; butyrate catabolic process. The record is from RefSeq and is a predicted model, not a curated record. Gene Ontology annotation, cellular component: mitochondrion.
GUCAAAGUUGACAGUUACAAAUUCCGUCAGCCCCUGAAGGCAGCAGUUUGGUAAGCUCCUGGGGAGACAGCGGUUAGCUUAGUGUUGUUCAUCCAACUGAGAGGAAGGAAACAUGGCCGCACUUAUCAAAGCAAGGAAAGCUCUAGGCUUGUGUCUCAGAGGCUGUCGAAGUCUGUCUCAACUAGCAGAGUUACCAGAGACUCAUCAGAUGCUGAGGCAGACCUGCAGAGACUAUGCUGACAGAGAACUGAUACCCAUCGCCGCCAAACUCGACAAAGAGCACAGUUACCCUGCCCAACAGAUUCAAGAAUUGGGGGCGAUGGGGGUGAUGGCCAUGGAGGUACCAGAGGAGCUGGGUGGUGCAGGGAUGGAUUACCUGGCCUACAGUCUGGCUAUGGAGGAGAUCAGUCGAGGCUGCGCCAGCACCGGAGUCGUGGUCUCUGUAAACAAUUCUCUCUACAUCGGACCAAUAUUGAAGUUUGGUACAGAGGAACAGAAAAAGCAAUGGAUCACACCGUUCACCACCGGAGAGAAAGUGGGCUGUUUUGCACUCAGUGAGCCAGGUAAUGGCAGUGAUGCAGGUGCUGCCUCCACUAUGGCUCAUCAGGAGGGAGAUGAGUGGGUGCUCAACGGAACCAAGGCCUGGAUCACCAACAGCUGGGAUGCCUCUGCCACAGUCGUGUUCGCCACCACUGAUAAGAAACUCAAACACAAGGGUAUCAGUGCCUUCCUGAUCCCUAUGCCACACCCUGGGCUUUCUCUAGGAAAGAAGGAAGAUAAGUUGGGCAUCAAAGCCUCCUCCACUGCUAACAUCAUCCUUGAGGACUGCAGGAUACCGCUGGGCAACAUGCUGGGUCCUCGCGGUGCUGGAUUUAAGAUCGCCAUGCAAACGCUGGACAGUGGAAGGAUCGGUAUCGCAGCUCAAGCUCUGGGUAUCGCUCAGGCUUCUCUGGACUGUGCUGCAGAUUAUGCACAGAAACGCACUGCAUUCGGAGCCCCCAUCAGCAAGCUGCAGUCGAUACAGUUCAAACUGGCUGACAUGGCUGUGGCAAUAGAGAGCUCUCGUCUGCUCACAUGGAAAGCUGCUCUUCUUCGGGAUUCAAAGAAACCCUUCACUAAGGAAGCAGCUAUGGCCAAACUGUCAGCAUCUGAAGCUGCAACCAUGUGCUCACAUCAGGCGAUCCAGGUUCUAGGUGGGAUGGGUUACGUGGAGGACAUGCCUGCAGAGAGGCACUACCGUGACGCUCGCAUCACUGAGAUCUACGAGGGCACCAGUGAGAUCCAGAGACUGGUUAUCGCCAGCCAGUUACUGAAGGAAUAUGAGUCAUAGACACACUUCUGUCAGCGCCUUUGGCCUAAUAUUGAGAUUUAAUCCCAGAACUGGAAUCAGACAAGUAAACCCAGAGACACGGAAUCAUCCAGAAACAAAGGGAAGCCAGUGUGUUAAGCUCUUUAAUACUGUAUCAGUGUUAGAUCAGAGACUACAGUACAUAACUUUAUAGGAGAUUUAUUUGAUUUUUCAUUUCCGUUCUCUCCAUUGUGUCAUAUUCAAGGGAAUUCAGGAAUAAUUUUAAAGUGGCAAUCUAAAAGAUUUGAGUCCUAGUUGGUUUAGUGACCAGCUAUUAACAUUUUGAUAAAGAAGUCAGUCAACAACUUAAAAUAAUGAAUUUAUGCCAGACAUGUAUUUACAUGAACGUUUCAGGGAUUGCCACUUUAAAAACUUUGAAUGAAAAACAAGUUACCUCAACUGCCUUAAAGAGGAUACAAGUGCUUUGCUUUUUUAAAGGGUCAGUCCACUCAAAUUUCAUAUUUUCUUUCACUCAACUGCACAAGUAAAAGUAACACAACUAAUUAGAUGUACUUUAUCAUUCAGUCAACAUCAGCUAAGUUAAUCACUGACGUUGUGCACAAUGCUGCACAUGGUCAUCAUUAAAUGAAUGGAACUGGCUGCAGAAAGACUAAGGAAACCUGGUACCUGUUAUCAUGUGCUUGAUGUCCCAAUCACUGAUGAAGACCAUCAGAUGUGGCUGAAACCUUAAUAUUAGAGUUAAGGCGACAGUGGUCUGGGUACAUUUGGCAGUUGCUUAAGGUAUUAAGUUGUAGGUUGGUUAGUUAGUUAGUUAGUUAGUUUAGUUAUAUCUCCAUCAGGGGAGGCGAGGAAGGAGCGAGGUGAGAUGGAGGGGCGGGUUAGUUGAGGGGGUUCCAGCUCUUAGUCAUAACUCAAUAAAAUUUGAAUCUGUGACAUCAGUUCUGAUGAACAGGUCGACAGGUCCAUCUGAGGUCUCAGCUCCUCAGAACCACAUGGAUCUGUAAGCACCUCCACUCACCACAGUUUUAAUGAAUGUCAAAACAGACUUCUAAGCUCACCUAGUUUUAACAGAAACUGGAGGUGAGCCUUUCUUUAAAUCUACAUCAGGCCUCAUUUUGCACUGUCUCCUUACUCCUACAGAAGAUGAGUCACAUCUUUGUCUGCUCUGUGCUUUCUAAGUUUAAACACCAGGGGGCAACGCUGUUUAUUCAUGUUUCUUGACCCAAUUCUGCUUCAACCUUAAUCACAACUCACUGCAAACCAAUCAAAUGUAACCAUUUCCUCUCAUUUUACAUGGCAGUUUUUCCGAUUUACACUUGUGGAUGGCAGUUAGAGCUGAUAUUUGAAUGAUAAUAUGAACGUCUGCCUCAACAUUCAAACAUUUAAAUCUUUGAGCUUGUUAGAGGCUGUGUCAUGAAUUGUAUCUGCUGAUUUCACAGACCUCUUGUGCCUCUGUGACAUAUGUGUACAUAUUUUAUUGUAAUUUAUUAUGUGCAAAUGAUAAUAAAAACUAAAUUACAAUA